Molecule: messenger RNA, 2808 nt
Organism: Rhipicephalus microplus (southern cattle tick)
Lineage: Eukaryota; Metazoa; Arthropoda; Arachnida; Ixodida; Ixodidae
Product: RUN and FYVE domain-containing protein 2
Cellular component (GO): cytoplasm
Molecular function (GO): metal ion binding
Source: RefSeq, a predicted model, not a curated record
CUGCUUUUUCGUCGUCGGAGGUUUCCGUGCUGUGUCAGAAAGGAGGGGCCAUGUUGGUAGUUCUGAGAGCGGCCGCUCACCCGUACGCUCCGUGAACGAGGGCUGCGAUCGUAGCGUAUAUGCCGACUUCGCGAAGCGCCGCUGAUACUCGCAGCCCACUCGGCGAAGACCAUCCCGAGAGCGCCGAGCUAUCCCGGCCAAUGGCCAAGGACACCAUUUACCUCUGCAACUUUCGAGUCUCUGUUGACGGGGAGUGGCUGUGCCUCAAGGAGCUUGCUGAUGUCCAGUUUGACACCCAGAAACCCCUUGCAGUGACUACGCCUUAUGCUCUUGAGGAUCGAGAUCCUGUGGCUAUAGAGCGUUCCAACCUGCUCAACUUGACCAAGCUGGUUGUGAAAGAGCUCAUAGAAUCAUCACUGAAGUUUGGGCGUAUGCUCGACUCCGACCAUCCUCCAUUGCAGCAUUUUUUUAUCUUGCUUGAACAUGUCCUUCGACAUGGCUUGAAACCUAAAAAAGGCAUUCUGGGACCUAAGAAAGAACUUUGGAAUGUCCUUGAGGCAGUUGAAAAGUUUGUACCUGAAGCGGCUGACAUUACAACGAGCGUACGAGAUCUUCCAACUGUCAAGAGUCAGUUGGGUCGAGCCCGAGCAUGGUUGAGGCUUGCGUUGAUGCAGAAGAAGCUGGCUGACUAUUUUCGCCUGGUUGUCGACAAGAAAGAUGAACUUCUUAGAGAUUUCUACGAGGAUGAUGCCUUGAUUCUGUCUGAAGAGGCUGUUGUGAUUGGCGGCCUUCUUGUUGGCCUAAAUGUCAUUGAUUGCAACCUUUGUGUGAAAGAAGAAGACCUCGAUUCGCAGCAAGGUGUUAUUGACUUUGGCCUUUACCUUCGAGAAAAUUCUCACAAUGAUGUAUCUACAGAAGGUGUGGAACCUGCAAGCAUGACAGCUGUGCUGGACCAAAAGAAUUACAUUGAGGAGUUGAACCGUCACUUAAAUGCUACAGUGACAAACCUCCAGCAAAAAGUAGAACAACUACAGACAACCAAUGCACUGAUGAAAGAGGACUUGGCCAUAAGCAAAAAUCAAAUACUCACUUUGGAGGAGGAGAAUCGUGUUCUUAGAGAGCACCAGGACUCGAUUGUCGAAGAUCAUCAACGCAAGCUUCAGAAUGCAAAGGCUGACAUGUGCGCUGAGAGGGAGACUCUGCAGGCAAACCAGGCUGGUCUGGACUCGCUGUACACAGAGGUUCGGAGGCAGCUGUCUGAGGAAGUGGACAGGAGACAGGAAGCAGAGAUGGCAUUGAAAUUGCUUGAAAAAGACAUCCAUGAAAAGCAGGACAGCAUAGUGAGCUUACGCAGACAACUGGAGGACAUCAAAGCUAUUAACCUUCAAUUGUUCAACAAACUUCAGGAUUGUGAAUCUUCACUAAAGGCAAAAACAGAACAAGCUACGAAGCUGGAGCAAAAGGUGGUACAAUUGACUGCGAGCCUAAAAGAGGCUGAGACAAAAGCACAGUCAAUAGAAAAACAAAAGCAGGCUUUUGAAGAAACAACAAGAAGCUUGGGACAACAGCUCAUUGACAAAGAUCAAAAAAGGUCCCUGUUGGAAUCUGACCUAAAGAUUGAGCGCGAGUGGCGAGUGUCACUGCAAGCCACGGUGGCUGAACAGCAGGAGGAAGUCUCGAAGCUGCAACGAGGCAUUGAUGCCUACCAACAGAUGGCACAGGACCACGAAAAGCUGAAAGUGGAGUUUUCUGAAAUGGAAAGAAAGUGUGCUGAACACGAGCUCACAUUAGAAGAGCUAGGCUGCCAGUUGAGCGAGUCCAAGCUUCAGGUGGCUGACUUGAAGGAAAACAACAUGACCUUAAAAGAAGCCGUCUGGACUAGUGAUAAGGAUGCCUCUUGCUGUCGUCAGUGCAGCAAGCCGUUCUCUGUCGCCAGGCGAAAGCACCAUUGCCGUAGUUGCGGGGAGAUUUUUUGCAACGCCUGCUCGGACAACACAAUGCCACUACCGUCAUCGGCGAAGCCUGUGCGUGUGUGCGACACCUGUCAGACUGUGCUGCUGCAGCGGUAUUCAGCCACCUCCUGAGCUCCACAUUGAAGCCUCAUUACGGGGGCAUGUGCUGCAUACGUGGCUGUCUUUUUGAGGCAGCUUCCCCUCUUUGCUAUCAGGGAAUUCAUUCCAUCUCUGCCUUCUCGUCUCGGGCUGUCCCCUCGGAGUUUGUGCAGGUGACAGUUCUGACCCCACAAGUAUUAAGACUGUCACCACAGGUACAAAAUGGGCUGCUAAAGAAGGCCCAGUACGUGUUUUACGGCGCCACUAGCAAAUGAGAAUAUGUUGUGAUGUAGCAUUUGGAGUGCGUUGCCUUGUCCAUCUAGAGUUUUUAAAUGUUACAACGACUCUUGAAAUGCAAGCGCUGUUGUGCCCACAGAUCCCGCUCAUAUUCACACUGCACAAAGCGCCUAGUGCUAAGUGGUACCAAGAGUGAAUGUUGGUGUCUGGCACAAGUUUUAGGACGACACACAGAGGUGUGGGUAUUUCUAUAUUUCAUAAAUCACACCACUACUAAUUUCAACAAUACAUUGCUGUGCGUGAGCUUUGAAACUGCAUGAAAAAUAUGCCAAUAUAUAUUUUAAGCGUAGUGUUAAUAAAAAGUUACACAGACGUGCUGUUAUUUUGCCCUAUGUCAUCUGUGGAACUCACUUUUUGGAGGAUGAAAUAAUCAGGCCAUGCUGUUGCCUUUGCCAACCUGUUGGUUCAUAAGGAGUUUUGAAUGAACUGUUGUGCCGAAUAAAGACCUUUCAUUUGUGAA